Blepharisma stoltei is the source of this 1797-nucleotide messenger RNA. NCBI's taxonomy places the organism in Eukaryota, Ciliophora, Heterotrichea, Heterotrichida, Blepharismidae. The record is from the annotation of a GenBank genome assembly.
AUGUCUCAGUUCGCCACUGAAAAUUUUCUUAUUCCCCCUUUUAAAUAGGAACAAAAUAUAGGUAAAAUUUCCAUUUUUUGGGUACUCAGCACCCUCUUUUAAAUUGGAGCAAUUUUUUUUUCAAUAGGAAAUUUUUUAUAGCUGAAAAUACUAAUAUUUAUAAGCCUAAUUUAAUGAAUAGUGUAAUUAGAAUGUUUAUUUAUAUAUUUUUCACACUGAAUCGAUUAAUUUUUGAAUUAAUUCUUUAUAAAAUAAAUUAAAAUUCAAACUAUUGUUCUCAAUUUAUAUUUUUUUCAAUUUUACAAAUUUUAAAUAGAUGUGAUUGCUUUAAAAAGAGUUAACCACCUUUAAAUUGGAGUAGGAUUUUUGUUCCAAAUGAAAGGGGGGAGUUAAAAAAAUCGCUGACCUUCAAUCAGAAAUAAAAAUAAAGGAAGCACAGAUAUAUGAUCAGCUGAAAAAUCAAAGAAAAUUAGAAAUUGACUUAGAAGCAAUGAAAAAAAGAUAUAAAGAAAAAGAAUAUGAAAAUCGACGAAUUCUAGAAGAUAAUCAUAGGCUUACUUAAAUUACUUAUGAGAAGUCCCCUACAAGCUCGCAGGCCAUUACUUACCUUCACAUAGCGUUCCAUCGCUUGCAUUGCCAGUCCGACACGGCGUUCCACUGUGCUGCUCCUCACUGAUAAGGGCUUACACUUGCUACUCGAGAGUCAGAGACCAUCCCUUACGCAAAAGGAGUUUUCUUCAGGAAAUUCGAAAAAAUAAUUUUUUCGUCAGGUUGCCGACCGAGAUGGAGCCCAGAGUUCAGGAUAUCUAGUAUCGCGCUAGGGUUUUGUCCAAUUGGCCAAGAGAUAUCUCCCAGUCUUACUGGACUUCACCUUUCCAACGCCAGCUAACCAUCUCCCCAUGGGGUAAAACCUUAACCUGGAUGCUAGUAUGCAAUCAGCUCAGCCUGACAUUGCGUGCCACAAAGCUAAGUAAAACCCGAUUAUAUACUCAUUUCAAAUUAGCCUAAAGCUACAGACGUCAAAAAGGGAGCUUGACUAAUUGCACCAUUUUAAUAUACAUAAUUAAUCAUAGGCUAAGGGCGAGAUUUAAAGAAAUAGGCACUUUUAAUUUUGGAGAAAAUAAUGAAAUUAAUGCAGAAAUGAUGGAGAAAGAAAUAAUUAGAAGGAAUGAAGAAAUCAAGCGGCUUCAAGAUCAAUUGAAAUCACAAGAAAAGGACUUUAAAACGAAGCUUGAUGGUGAAACAAGAAGGCUUUCAAAAUUAGUAGCAGAAGGUGAUAGAAAACUAAUCGAGCUUAAAAAAUUCAUUAAAAAUUCAACAGAACCUAAAGAAGAGAAUAAUGUUGACCCUCAAUUUCUAACAAUGCUUUCAGAGCUAAAAGAAGAAAAUAAAUUUUUGAAGCAAGAAUUAGCUCAAAAGACUAUAGAUCCUUGCAUGGAAGACAGAAUUAAAGAGCUUGAAGAAAUGCAAGCUGUAAUAAUUCAAGAGAACAAUAGAAUGAAAGAAGAAUUACAAAGCUCUUUAAAAGAUAAAGGAAGUGGAGCUUAUACAAUUAGCAGAGAAAUUAAUAGGAUAUCCAAAGAUGUCCACAGUCUGUUUGAAAUUUUGAAUGCGUUUAUUUCUGGAAAAGAAAUCCCAAUUAGGUUACUAUUAACAGUUCAAGAACCUGAUAUUCCUUCUUUAUAUCAAAUGGAUAGAGAUUUCCAAACAAUUAGGAAUGAUCUCAACGAAAUAAGAACAAUGAUCGCGGAUUAUCAUGCGGAACAGACUGGAAACAAUAUGUGCAAUACUCAAUAG